Molecule: messenger RNA, 1911 nt
Organism: Hydra vulgaris (swiftwater hydra)
Lineage: Eukaryota; Metazoa; Cnidaria; Hydrozoa; Anthoathecata; Hydridae
Source: RefSeq, a predicted model, not a curated record
AGCAGAGGUAUGGAGUAUAUGUUAAUGGCUACAGUCGUAUAUGUUAUAAAUCUUUAAAAUGAAUUUUUUUCUUGCAAUACAAAUGUUUGUUGCAAAAAAGAUUUAUCUUGACCUACGCUAAUAGAAACAAACAUUAAGCUGAAAAUGAAAAUCAAUAAAAAUGUUUUCUUUUGUAUUGUAAUGUUAACUUCAACAACAUAUACUAUGACACAGUAUAUUUACCCUGCUAGAAAGUCAUCAUCUCCUUAUGCUUUCACUGUUUACAAAAAUAAACAAGUAAUAGACAACACAAACUUUGUGGGAAGUUACACAGGCUACCCUGAUUAUAAUAAAUGUGUUAAUAUUUGUUAUAAUACUAUUGACAAGUGCAAAUCAAUAGAAGUGCAUAUGGUGACAAAUGUUUCGUUUACAUGCCGAAUUUUUAACAAUGAUUUCCCGGUAACUCAAUACGCCAAAGGAUUUAUUUUCAUUAAAGCAAAGCCGCCAAACUGUUCUCUUAGCUGCAGCGUAACAUUUUAUCCUUGUGGAAAAUGUGAAUGCAAACCGUCAUGUGCAGCAAGAAACCGUCGUCAAUAUAUUUGUAACUGCACUAAAGCUGCAGGAUUAGCAAAGAGUUGUCAAGAACACUAUGAUCGUGGUUUUAAUAAAACCGGAUUAUUUCAAAUAUAUCCUAAUGGUUUGGCGUUUGAAACUUUUUGUGAGAUGGAAAAAGUUAAGCGAGAAAACCCAAUAGUAAAUCUCCCAUGUUCAUUGCAGCCAAAUUUACAGCUGACGUUUUAUAGUUAUUAUGCAACAAAUACCUUUUCAGUAUCAUAUUGCGUUAUAUCAUGCGCUGCUCUAAACUUUAAUAAUAUGUUUUACUACAACACUGGUUGUUUCUGUGGAAACAUUAUUGAUGAAAUCGAUGAUUAUCAUCCGGAAUAUAAUUAUGCAUAUAUUUAUACUCAAACAGAUUAUUGUUACAUCGGGCGUGAUUAUACUGAUUGUACAUUAACAAGACUCUAUUACAGACAUGCUGUUCAAAUUGAUACAACAUACAAUAUUCAAGCUCCUUCACCAACAACAUGUGUAAACUUAUGUCAAACAUACCGGCAAUCAAAUCCAACAAAUAAUGGGUAUAUUUCAAGUGGGGUAGCUGAAAACAAUGGAGACUGUAAAUGUCUUUAUGGAUUUCAUGGUCAAACAGCUAACAUUAAAAAUGGUUGUUCUUAUUUUCAAACAAUUUCAGCACCAAUACUUCCAAGUGUUGGAGAAGUCUGGUUACCAAUGAUGACUCGUUUUGCUAGCUGGGAGUCAACAUUUUGGGAUAGAAGUUAUGAAGAUUAUGAAAAUGGUUUUGGUCUGGUAAACCAGCAAUGGAUUGGCUUGAAAAAACUCAAUCAGAUAACAAGCACUUUCAUAACAGAUAUGAGAGUUGAUUACUUUUUUAUCGAAGAUAUUGUAUUUAGUACAAUGUAUUAUAAUGUCAGGUUUGGAUCAAGUGUCGAAAAAUACGUUUUAAACUAUGAUAGAUACGAUCCACGAGGAACUGGUGAAGCAGAUCGUUUUCAAGGUGAUGGUACUAUAUUUAAUAGCUGCAGUAAAUGGUGGACAAAUAAUGACAAGACUUGCUAUACUAAUAUGUUUCCUACUUCAAUUAACGGCAUCUCAUAUGGAUUACUUGAUAACUUGGUUUCUAUACAAUUUUACUUACAAACGAAAGAAUUAAAGAGCCGUCCUACGAAAAUGCGAGUUAUGGAGCAAAUCAUUUUGCGAGGCCUUCUUGAAAGUCAUUAUUUUAGGCGUUUUGACGAGGAAAAACUUUUCUCUUACUGUCUCAAAAGAGGUUGUAUAAGUGCAAAACAAAAAUUUCGGGUUGGUAUAAUUUUGAGUUGUUAUUUUAGUGUAGGUUUAUAAAAAGGGCUGAUUGCU